AUGGCCGGGCAUCUAGCCAAAAACCCAUUUCUCCUCCUCCUCAAACCUCGCCGCCUGUGCACCACCGCCGCAUCCUCCUCGGCCGCCGCGGGAGAACUCGCCCCCGCGCCCGUCGUCAAGGAGAUACCCCACGAUGAUGACCUCGCGGAGGAGUCGCGCAGCCGCCUCGUGCGCGACACCUGCAAGCUGCUCGAGCUCCGCGGCUCGUGGACCCCGAAGCUGGAGGCGCAGCUCCGGCACCUGCUCCGGGUGCUCUCCCCGCCGCAGGUCCGCGCCGUGCUCCGCGCCCAGGCGCAGACGGACGCCCGCGCCGCGUUCGAGUUCUUCCGCUGGGCUGACCGCCAGUGGCGCUACCGGCACGCCCCGGAGGUGUUCGACGAAAUGCUGAGCCUCCUCAGCCGCACCAGGCUCCACGACCCCGCCCGGCGCGUCAUGCGCCUCAUGAUUCGUCGCCGCAUGAGGCGCGGGACGCAGCAGUUCGCGCACCUCAUGCUCUCGUACAGCCGUGCGGGGAAGCUCCGCUCUGCCAUGCGCGUGCUCCAACUCAUGCAGAAGGACGGGUGUGCGCCUGACAUAUUGAUAUGCAAUGUGGCGGUGAAUGCGCUUGUCUUUGCCGGGCGCAUUGACAAGGCGCUUGAGUUUAGCGACCGGAUGCGACGUGUUGGGGUCGAGCCGGAUGUAGUCACAUACAAUUGCCUUAUCAAGGGGUUAUGUAGCGUGCGGAGGGUUGUUGAGGCACUAGAGAUGAUUGAUGUGAUGCUGCAAAAUGGGUGCCCACCUGAUAAGAUUACCUAUUAUACAGUGAUGGGCUUCUUGUGCAAGGAGAAGAGGGUAGCAGAGGUGCGGGGUUUGCUUGGGAGGAUGAUGAAUGAUGCGGGUCUAUUUCCAGAUCAGGUCACGUAUAACAUGCUCAUCCAUGUGCUUGCAAAGUAUGGGCAUGCAGAUGAGGCGUUGGAAUUCUUGAGGGAGUCAGAGGGGAAAAGGUUCCGUGUCGAUGAGGUUGGAUAUAGUGCAGUUGUGCACUCUUUCUGCUUGAAUGGGAGGAUGGCCGAGGCAAAGGGGGUUGUAGGUGAGAUGAUCUCAAAAGAAUGUCACCCUGACGUUGUGACAUAUAGCGCAGUUGUUGAUGGGUUCUGCCGGAUCGGGGAAAUUGAUCAAGCAAGAAAGAUGAUGAAGCAUAUGUAUAAGAAUGGCUGCAAGCCAAACAUAGUCACGCAUACUGCACUGUUAAAUGGUCUCUGCAAAGCUGGGAAAACUUCAGAGGCUUGGGAAUUGCUAAACAACAGUGGAGAGGAGUGGUGGACUCCAAGUGAUAUCACAUACAGUGUUGUGAUGCAUGGGUUUAGAAGAGAAGGGAAACUAAAGGAAUCAUGUGAUGUCGUUGCCCAGAUGUUGCAGAAGGGUUUCUUUCCCACUACUGUGGAGAUUAACUUACUGAUCCAUGCGUUAUGUAAGGAAGGAAAGCCGGCAGAGGCCAAAGACUUCAUGGAGCAGUGCCAAAGCAAAGGUUGUACCAUUAAUGUUAUUAACUUCACUACUGUAAUUCAUGGAUUUUCUCGGCAGGGGGAUUUGGAAUCAGCGCUGUCUUUGUUGGAUGACUUGUAUCUCAGUAACAGGCAUCCAGAUGUUGUAACUUAUACUGUUGUUGUCAAUGCUUUGGGAAAGAAAGGUCGACUGAAAGAAGCGACAGAGCUUGUGAAGAAAAUGCUUAAUAGAGGAAUUGUCCCUACACUCGUUACAUACAGGACAGUGAUACAUAGAUACUGUGAGAAGGGUACAGUGGAAGAAUUACUCGAUCUGCUGGAUAAGAUGUUAGCGAGACAAGAGCUUAAGAGUGUAUACAAUCAGGUCAUUGAGAAGCUAUGUGCACUAGGUAAAAUAAAUGAAGCUUACAGUCUCCUCAGCAAGGUACUGAGAACUGCCUCACAGAGAGAUGCUCAGACAUGCCACAUUCUGAUGGAGAGUUUUCUUAAUAGAGGUCUCGCAGUUCAGUCAUACAAUGUGGCGUGCCAGAUGUUUCAGAGAAAUUUAAUUCCUGAUAUUAAAUUGUGUCGAAAAGUUGACAAUCAGCUGACCUUAGAGAAACAACCAGCUGCUGGGAAGCUUAUAAUUAAGUUUGUAGAAAGAGGUCUUCUGAAACAAGAAAAACCAAGUGAAGUACUUAAGGGGAGGAGACAAUGGAGGGAGAUGGUGACACUGUGA
Molecule: messenger RNA, 2202 nt
Organism: Triticum turgidum subsp. durum (durum wheat)
Lineage: Eukaryota; Viridiplantae; Streptophyta; Magnoliopsida; Poales; Poaceae
Source: the annotation of a GenBank genome assembly